Molecule: messenger RNA, 523 nt
Organism: Guillardia theta CCMP2712
Lineage: Eukaryota; Cryptophyceae; Pyrenomonadales; Geminigeraceae
Exons: 5
Source: RefSeq, a predicted model, not a curated record
GAUGGUUGCGGCGAUGGUGGUGGCCAUGGCGUGUGUUCUCCUUCUCGUCCAGCAUGAUUCUGUCAGGGCGACUUCGCUCGAUUCCGUGUACGUGGGAAACUGGAGAACGGAUGAAAACUACCUUCCAUGCGAAGAGGAUCCAUCCUGUGGAUAUGGAAACAUCAAUCUCGACAGAGAGGCAGCGUACAGCAACCCAUCUCCUCUUGCUAUCAUCAACGAUGACUACAAGGAAGGCCAGCUCAAUCCCUACCCUGGCCCGAGGAACUUUGGUCCCGAUUCUCCCGUAGCCUGGUUGCCUGAAGAGGAAAUGGACGACUACCCGGGGAUGGUUCGCAAGGUCUGGCCUGACUACACGGGCAGCGAGAACUCGAUCUCAGCUACCAGUGCUGCCAAGAGCGUGGGAGUACAGCAGCUCUACAUGAGGAGGAGACCGACUCUCUUUGUUAAGUAGGAGACGAAAAGUUUUUAACCUUUCGGGACUUGGGGGUGUCAAUUGUAUCUUAUAAACUUUGUUGUUUCUGCG